AUGGCUAUUACGGAAGAGCCACAGAGGUACCCCUGCAAGACCCAGGAGAAUCUGGAUGCCGAGCUUCUGUCACCAGAGGUGGUCAAACAGGGCAAAAAGCCUGAAGGCACCCAUGAUGACGCUAUCGUUGUCGGCGUGGGAACGCAAGUGCCUCGAUGGGACGUGGUUAAGCAGGCCCCUUGCGUGCUGAGAUACUUCGUCCGGAACGACACGUUCCCCUCGGAAAACUACGCGAAGAAAGCUAGUGAAGCAUUCCAAAAGGCGGUGGUCAGAUGGAUGGAGAUGGACUUUGGUGUCACCAUCGAAGCCACGACCGACAUCGCCAAUGCGCAUUUCGACCUGCGCUACUGGGAUCCCCCGAAUCCACGCGACAAGACGCUUGCACAAGCUUUCUUCCCCAAUGAGAACGAUCAGACUGUAUGGGUUUACGACUCAGCCUUGAGCAACCCACAGAAUGCCAAAUAUUUGGUCUCAAUCUUCGCUCAUGAAAUUGGUCAUAUUCUUGGCCUUCGCCAUGAGUUUGCCAUCAAAGGCGACAAGAAGAUUGGCAGAGCGCCUGAAGGGUUCGGCGCCACUCAAUUUAAGGAGGAAAAUUACGAUUCUGUGAUGGGUUACAACUUUCCACCGAGGAUCCAAAAGACUGAUAUAGAGGGUAUCAAGGCUUUCUAUAAACUAGAGAACGGUACAAAGAUUGGGGAUUUACCGGUGACGGAUUACCUGCCGACGAUCAUCAAAGCGGACGAUUAA
Molecule: messenger RNA, 747 nt
Organism: Colletotrichum fioriniae
Lineage: Eukaryota; Fungi; Ascomycota; Sordariomycetes; Glomerellales; Glomerellaceae
Biological process (GO): proteolysis
Cellular component (GO): extracellular matrix
Molecular function (GO): metalloendopeptidase activity; zinc ion binding
Source: RefSeq, a predicted model, not a curated record